Salvia splendens (bonfire salvia) is the source of this 1916-nucleotide messenger RNA. Its product is annotated as amino acid transporter AVT6A. The transcript is spliced from 5 exons. The coding region runs from base 127 to 1545 and encodes 472 amino acids. Gene Ontology annotation, molecular function: L-amino acid transmembrane transporter activity. Gene Ontology annotation, cellular component: membrane. Gene Ontology annotation, biological process: amino acid transmembrane transport. The record is from RefSeq and is a predicted model, not a curated record. NCBI's taxonomy places the organism in Eukaryota, Viridiplantae, Streptophyta, Magnoliopsida, Lamiales, Lamiaceae.
GUAUACUACUCUCUUCUCUCACUUCCAAAAAAAGAGUGUUGAUAACUGAAUCUGUUUUCUCUCUCACUCAAAGAGUCAUUCAGCCAAUCCCAAUUCGAAGAUUCUUCCAUUGCACCCCCAAAGUCGAUGACGACCAAAACCCAGAAGAAACCCAAAACCCAAUCGAAGAAAUCCAAGACAGAAUCUGUCUCCGUCACCAUCGCCGAUGAGAAAACGCAUCUAUUGAUUAACAACAAGGCGGAGAGCAGCAGCUUCUCCCACCAAGAAGCAAACGGUGCCUCCUUCACCGGAGCAGUUUUCAACUUGUCCACCACCAUAAUCGGCGCCGGAAUCAUGGCUUUGCCGGCCACCAUGAAGGUCCUCGGCCUCGCCCUCGGGAUCUUAGCUAUCGCGUUUGUCGCGGUCCUCACGGAGAUCUCCAUAUCCAUGCUUCUCCGCUUCAGCAAAGCCGGCGCCGUCGCCUCCUACGGCGGCGUCAUGGGGGACGCGUUCGGCGCCGCCGGCCGGAAAUCGCUGCAGGUCUGCGUCGUCAUCUGUAACAUUGGUGUUCUAGUCGUCUACAUGAUUAUAAUCGGGGAUGUUAUAUCCGGUUCGUCGCCGAGCGGAAUUCAUCACCCCGGUCUGAUGGAGAGCUGGUUCGGCCAGCAGUGGUGGACCGGCCGGCUCUUCGUGCUUGUUGUGACCACGCUUGGGGUUUUCACUCCAUUAGCGUUUCUCAAGCGCAUUGAUUCUCUGCGGCACACCUCAGCGGUGGCUGUUUUCCUAGCAGUGUUGUUCCUAGUAAUAACCGCAGGCAUCGUGGUGGCGAAAUGGAUGCAAGGAGGCCUGGUGUGGCCGCGCCUCCUCCCUGAUAUCUCCGACUUCAAUUCCAUCUGGAGUCUCUUCACCGUCGUCCCUGUCCUCGUCACUGCCUACGUCUGCCAUUUCAACGUACACAGCAUUGAAAACGAGCUAGAUGAUCCUUCAUUGAUAAAACCAGUGGUCCGAACAUCUUUGGUGCUCUGCUCAGUCAUUUACAUGAUGACCAGCUUCUUUGGCUUCCUCUUGUUUGGUGACGCCACGCUGGACGACGUGCUCUCCAACUUUGACACGGAUCUCGGCAUCCCUUUCAGCUCCCAGCUCAAUGAUGGUGUUCGUCUCAGCUAUGCUCUCCAUCUCAUGCUAGUUUUCCCGGUCAUUUUCUACCCUCUCCGCCUCAACUUAGACGGCCUUAUCUCCUCCUCCUCCUCCUCCAUCCCUCUCACGGCCGACAACAUGCGCUUCACCUCUCUCACGAUCGCCCUCAUGUCCGUCAUCUUUUUGGGGGCCAACUUCAUUCCCAGCAUUUGGGACGCCUUUCAGUUCACUGGUGCAACCACUGCUGUGUGCAUCGGCUUUAUCUUUCCCGCUGCUGUCGUUUUAAGGGACGUUCAUGGCAUUACGACGUGGAAGCAGAAGGCUUUGGGUGUGUUCAUGGUUGCUUUGGCGGUGUUUGCUAGUCUUGUGGCGAUUUACAGCGACGCCUAUGCUAUCUUUAAGAGAAACUCGACGCCUUCGCGCGAAUAGUCUCACAGAAGGAGCUUCUGGAGGUGAUGGCAGCGCUCGCUCGUCCCUUUUGAUGAUGGGUGAGAAAAUGUGUGAUAUUUGGUUUUGGCACCAUGGUAUUGACCUGAGUAGAGGAUUGAUUCAAGUAUUCAGGCAUCACCUCUGCGUGGUAAUAUGUUAAAUUGGAAACAAGCUAGAUUUAUUAUAUAUAUCUGCAGCAGGUGUUUUUAUCAAACACUUUGCAGGAGUAGUAUUCUUCAGCUGUGUUUCUUCAAGUGUAUUACUAUCAUACUUGGUAUUUAUUUGUAUGAGAAGAGAGGUAGGUAUGUACAUUACUUUCCAUCCAUUGUAACACUCUUUUUUGAGUAAAUAAUUCCAUCAAAUUUUCAAAA